Stegastes partitus (bicolor damselfish) is the source of this 390-nucleotide messenger RNA. RefSeq names its product integrin beta-5-like. Gene Ontology annotation, molecular function: integrin binding. The transcript is spliced from 4 exons. Gene Ontology annotation, cellular component: cell surface; focal adhesion; integrin complex. The record is from RefSeq and is a predicted model, not a curated record. Lineage: Eukaryota; Metazoa; Chordata; Actinopteri; Pomacentridae. The coding region runs from base 1 to 390 and encodes 129 amino acids. Gene Ontology annotation, biological process: stress fiber assembly; transforming growth factor beta receptor signaling pathway; cell-matrix adhesion.
AUGUCUCUGCAGGAUUAUCCGUCUCUGGCUCUUCUCGGAGAGAAACUGGCAGAAAACAACAUCUUCCUCAUCUUUGCGGUGACGAAGCGCCUCUACGUUAUUUAUAAGGACUUCACUGCUCUCAUUCCGGGGACCACGGUGGAGAUCCUGGACCAGGACUCCAAAAACGUCAUCCAGCUGAUUAUCACGGCCUAUAAUAACAUCCGCUCCAAGGUGGAGCUGUCGGUGUGGGACCACCCCGAGGACCUCAGCCUCUCCUUCACCGCCACCUGCCAGGACGGGGAGCCGCUGCCGGGCCUCCGGAAGUGCGCCGACCUGAAGAUCGGAGACACGCGUAAACUCAGCCUGGACCUCCACAGCGUCGCCAAGUGUCACCACACUGACCACUGA